Molecule: messenger RNA, 1587 nt
Organism: Wyeomyia smithii (pitcher-plant mosquito)
Lineage: Eukaryota; Metazoa; Arthropoda; Insecta; Diptera; Culicidae
Exons: 3
Coding region: 1-1587 (528 amino acids)
Source: RefSeq, a predicted model, not a curated record
AUGCCCCAACCAACUUCAUGCUUAUUAGAAGGUUUCGGAAGGAUAGUACAAACACUUGACCAGAUAGUGCAACCGAUUGAGUACAAGGACCUACUUCUAACGAAUCUUCUCACAACGCGAUUAGACCCGAUAACUCGCCGGGGAUGGGAAGAGAUUCCUGCUUCACAGAAAACGGAUACGGUGAAGGAAUUGUUGGAGUUUCUGCACCGUCGGACUCAAGUACUGGAAUGUUUGCCUUCGAAAAUGGUGGACACUAAGGGAGGUAACCAACUGCCACCCCAAAGGCAGAGGCCAGUGGUGGUUGAAACUAGUUACAGCACAGUGCAAUCGUCCGGUAUACGAUGCACAGUGUGCUCGGCAAACCAUUUACUAUUCCAAUGCGAGACAUUUCAGCGGAUGUCGGUGACAGAGCGUGAUGCCCUCGUUCGCACUCACUCACUUCGUCGCAAUUGUUUUAGACUCGGUCAUCAAGCAAAAGAUUGCCAGUCUAAGUAUUCUUGUCGCUCGUGCAAGAGUCGUCAUCAUACAAUGGUAUGUUUUAAACGGGAAAGGGAGAACACCUCCAAAAAUCGAAGUACUACUACUACCGCUGCUACCCCAUGUGCAACUACGGGAAAACAACCAUCCACGCCAUCUAAUUCGUCCCAAAUAGUCAAUAUGGUGGCUACCAGCACAUCAGUGUCAAAUUCUGCAACGUAUAUCAAAUCAACGGUUCUUCUGGCUACUGCAAUGCUUCUUGUUGAGGACGAUCAUGGCAACGCGCACUUCUCGAUUCAGGCUCUGAGAGUUACGGUACAUUUGCCAACGGCAACGGUAAAUGUGAAGGGAUGGAGUAUUCCAGAGGGUAUCCAACUCGCCGAUCCCUCGUUCUGUGUGUCUAUGGGAAUAGACUUAGUACUAGGCAUUGAGGCGUUUUUCGACUUCUUCGUAUCUGGUCGAAAAAUCACAUUGGGAGAGCAGAUGACGUCAUUGAAUGGAUCCGUAUUUGGAUGGGUGGUUUCUGGCGGGCUGUCAUCGAUCGAGCAGGCUCCACGUGUCAGCUGCCACGUGACUACGAAAGGACUGGAUGAAUUGGUUGCAAAAUUUUGGGGUUGUGAGGAAAUCGAGCUCAAAAGGUCACAUUCAAAGGUAGAAGAACGAUGUGUGGAAAUAUUUAAACAGACAGUACAGCGUGGCACUGACGGACGAUAUACGGUUGCGUUGCCAAUGGUUGAGGAUGCCUUUACUCGUCUGGGUGAAUCAAAAAAUAUCGCAUUACGACGUCUCCAAGGAACGGAGCGGAGAACGAAGCAAAUCAUGUUGGUCGCCGACGUUGAGAAAAUGUUUCGGCAAAUCUUCAUUAGGCAAGAUGAUAGACCACUGCAGUGUAUUCUUUGGCGGUCGUCGCCCACGGAUGAAGUAGCAACGUAUGAACUUAAUACGGUGACAUACGGUACUAAGCCUGCCCCGUUUCUUGCGACACGAACAUUAACCCAACUGGCAAGAGAUGAAGGAGCACGAUUCCCUCUAGCAGCGAGGGCGGUUAUGGAAGACACCUAUAUGGAUGACGUUAUCACGGGGUCGAACGACCAGGAGGAGGCACAUUAA